AUGUUAAUUAUUUUUUGGAAGUCGUUCACGUCUUGCACACCAGAAACUGAAACUAAAAAUGAAUUUGCUAAAAUCAAAAGCAUCGUUGAGAGUUAUGCAAAUGCUUAUACAGAAUAUCUUGCACGGCAAGGCCAGUAUCAGCAGGAAUUGCUCGAAGCUAAAGUGAAGGCUAUGGACGCUCUACGUCGAGAGCAUUACUUAUUAACUGAGCCUAUCGAUGCCUAUAAAUCCGAGAAACCAGCGCCAAUUAGAGGGCAGGACAAACCAAUAUCCCGCCCCGAUGAGAUAGAUAUAUUGUUGUUGAAAAGGUUCAAUAUUAAUACCACCCAAGAAGUGCGCCUGGCUUCGCUU
Molecule: messenger RNA, 351 nt
Organism: Mesorhabditis spiculigera
Lineage: Eukaryota; Metazoa; Nematoda; Chromadorea; Rhabditida; Rhabditidae
Source: the annotation of a GenBank genome assembly